Messenger RNA from Coprinopsis cinerea okayama7#130, 615 nucleotides. RefSeq lists its product as hypothetical. The transcript has a single exon. NCBI's taxonomy places the organism in Eukaryota, Fungi, Basidiomycota, Agaricomycetes, Agaricales, Psathyrellaceae. The coding region runs from base 1 to 615 and encodes 204 amino acids. The record is from RefSeq and is a predicted model, not a curated record.
AUGACCGACAACCAAGCAAUCCAGACCGGGGCAGGUACGGCUACAGCGCGUAUCCUCGAAUGCCACGAAUUACUCCACCACAUCGCCUCCUUUUUACCAUGGAAACACUUACCUACCCUGGGGGCCUCCAGCUCCUUGCUCCGCUGUAUCGCUCAACUCGAAGCCGAGAAGAGGAUCAAGAUGGCCAUGGACCCUAUCUUGAAAGCUCAAGACUUGACGUUCCACACAUUCAUGAAGGCCUUGGACAAGUGCGAAGGGGGGUUUAUUGGCAGUACGGCGUUAAGGGUCAUGUACAUGGGGACGGAAUACGAGGACGAGUACGCCAGGAUGCCUCGUCUCACGGUAGUGGUCCCGCAGGGCCAGCUGCAGGUGUUCACCGCGCUGCUGAACAAGCCUUCGUGGAUUUGGACGGAGAGGCCCAUCGGGUGGCAGUCUCGGGAGACGAUUUCCAAGGUCGUGGAAGCCAGUGUUCAGACCGAUUUCGACUUCCUGACUGACGAGGAGGUCCUGGAGAUGGUUCCAGAGCCGGAGACCCCAGAGGAGCGAGGGAACGAUUACACUAUCCAAGGAAGGGUGAAGCGCAGGGAGAGGUUAAAACGCUUGGUAUGUGUUUAG